AUGGCAGCCAAUGAUCCCCGUCUCAACGAGCUCCUGAAAUGGAGCAUCGAGAACUCAGACGUUACAAGAAAUGACCCCACGGCACCGACGGGCGGUUCUGACCUGACGCCUGAUGUCAUGGCCGCCCUCAUGGGUGGCCCUUCAGAGGCCGACUUGAUGAAAGCCGCAAUCCAGGUCAUCAGCUCCGAUGAGCCUGAAAUCACCCUUGACGACAAGCUCGUUGCUUUCGACAACUUUGAACAACUCAUCGAGAACCUCGACAACGCAAACAACAUUGCCAACCUUGGCCUUUGGACACCUCUUCUCGAACAGCUCAAAUCAGCAGAGAAGGAGUGUCGGAAAAUGGCCGCUUGGUGUGUGGGAACGGCCGUUCAGAACAACGAGAAGACCCAGGAGCGGUUACUGGCUGUGGGAGGACUUCCUACUCUGGUGGAACUGGCAACGCACGAAAAUGAGCCCAGCGACGUGAGGAGAAAAGCGGUAUACGCGUUGAGUUCUGCGGUGCGGAAUUACCAGCCGUCGAUGGAUAUCUUCGCGGAGGAACUCGGGAAGCGUGGUCAAGAGACUGCGAAAAUCGAUGCGGCAGAUAUGGAGGCGAUUGAUGUGAUCAUGAAUGAUCUCAGGGAGAAGGCAAAGGUUUCUGCACAAUGA
Emericellopsis cladophorae is the source of this 651-nucleotide messenger RNA. RefSeq lists its product as uncharacterized. NCBI's taxonomy places the organism in Eukaryota, Fungi, Ascomycota, Sordariomycetes, Hypocreales, Bionectriaceae. Gene Ontology annotation, molecular function: protein binding. The record is from RefSeq and is a predicted model, not a curated record. Bases 1 to 651 code for a protein of 216 amino acids. The transcript has a single exon.